CGCUGAGUUGACAAGAGUUCAGUCCGAGCUUUCGUGUUGUGAAAUGGUUAGUGUUAGUAUGGCAUGGUGGUCUGAACUGUGAAAUUCGACAUUUCGUGAACAGGUGGAUAUAUUUUUUAUGAACACUUGUUUGAAGUUCUAACUGAAUGUGAUUAUUACCACAUACCAAUGCGUUCCAGUGUUCUGAAAUAUAUCUGUAAUCCGUGUUUUCCUGAUGCAUCGUUGUUUGAAGGAACUUGAAUACGUAUCGCUUAGUGUCAUGCAUUGUGGCGCGAAUUUAUUUGGAUCUCUUAGUAGUAUCCUAUUAGAAGACAUUAACCAUGUACGUUCCAGUGGUUUUGCCAUUCAGAAAGUGGGAGACGGGACACUGUAAACGAUUGUGUGGAAGUGAAGCGUACUAUAGUGGGAAUUGCGAUUGUGGAUGUCCGUGCAGAAGUGAUUCUUGUCAUCACCGUGGAUAUGUGAACAAUUCGUACAGAAGGAAUAAAACUGAAUUUAGUACAUUUUUAGUGAUUAUCAGCUUUAUCCUAGCAACGCAUAUUGCCAUGACGACGGCCAACAUCAUGGGAGACGAAUGCGAUUGGUUCGGAAGUGGAUUAUCAACAUCAGCUUCCGAUGGACAAAGACGAGGGGUCACUCCUGUCUACCUACGAUGUUCUCAAGGGCAUUUGGAGUGGGUGUACCCUCGCGGGGCCCUCCGGGUGCUCGUCAGACUUGGAGCAUCAGGGAGAGACUUCCGGGGAUGUGUGAAAGUGGGGUCCAACUUCGGGGGAGCACGAAUAUUUCUAGAAGGACCGAGAUCAUUAGUUCCACUUUUCUCCGCGGAAGACGGAGCGCCCGUGCAGCUGGUGAGGUGUUUCCAUAGUCGAGGCGGCCAGGCUGCUCUGUAUGUAGAAGCGGCUACCUCCAAAACCGACUUCACGAAGGAGGUGGCCUCUCUGACCUAUGACCUAGAGGCGUUACCAAGAGGAGCUGCUGCUUAUGACCCGUCUGAAGAAUGUCGGCCUUGUACUAAAGAAGAGAUGGCCCAUGCGUUCUGCACCAGCGAUUUAGUUGCCCGAGGUAUCAUUAGAAGCAUUGAAAACAAGGAGGAACUUGAGGUAUCCCAACUGACUGUAAAACUGACGAAGUUGUUGAGACAGUCAACAGAAGACAACGUGUCCUUCUCAUCUACAUCUGUUGAUGACUCAAACAGUGUUGUGAUGGGUAAUAGUGAUGAAGAAGUGUUCCUCAAUGUCGCUCUUCACUGUGGUGCAAGACGUGGUACAGGGGAAUUUGUUUUCAUGGCAAGACGAAAACUAGGCGAUUUAGCUCUGUCAUGUGCACCGAGAUUGGAGGAUUGGGUGAACAUUGUUCGAAAGAUAAAUAAAGAAGGCACCGCACAUUGUGUGUUGAAAAGUUAGCAAGAUAUUGAAAUGUUACAUGUUGAGAAGUUGUGGACAUCAGUGUAUACAAGAUGGAACAUUAAAAUUUCCUAUUAAAGGAAAUUCAUGAAGUUGUGAACUGUGUAUAUAAAGUGUAGUUGUAUGGAAAGUUACAAGCAGUAUAUUGAUUGUCAUUAUGUUCUUACUUCAUGAUAAUCACUGGUGACAGUACAUAAACAUAACAAAACAAUAUUGUUGUGGAAAUUGUACAAACUCUCAAAGCUGUCUCCUAGCAUUGUGACUGUUAUGCCAGAACUAAUACAUCGAAGCAUGUGGUAUAAUUAUUAUUUCGUAACUGAGUUCUUUAAAAAAGAACUGUAUGUGAUCUUUGUUGGUCAGUUCAUUAUAAUCUUUCACUUAGAUAUGCUGGUACUGAUUGUUCUGCAGCUUUCGUUCACAUUUCAUAAUGACUUUCAGCUUCCAAAUUGAAACGCCACUUCCUGCUAAUGGGUACGUUAUGAAGUGUCAAAUUAUUUACUCCUUUUUCAGUUUUUGUGUUAAGUCUGAAGUCUUUAACGAUUGCAUAAUUAAUAGCGAAAGUGAAUAUACAUUAUUAGGUUGCAUUAUUAAAUUAUUUCAAAUUGCAUCCCAAUUGGUGCACACGAAUAUGCCUCGCUGUGAAAGUGGAACAUGAAAUGAUAGAAAAGGCACAGCAGGGGUUUCUGAAACAUUUGAAAUGGGUCACUGAAAUUGGUGAGGGGUUAGAGAAGGAAAUUUAGGCCCAAUUUAACGCCUUUCCAUCUCUGUAUAUCCGGCCAUACCCCUACUAACUGCAGACGAAAAAAAGACACUAUGGUGUUGGAAAAUACAACAACUCAAUGUGUUGUUUCUGUAUGCAGACUGCUAGAAGAGCUGUCAAAGACUGUUAAGGAGAAAAGAUGUAAGACCCAGCAGGUGAUCAUAAUAUUAUUGCAGAUUUAUAGGUAGCGGCAGAAGGCUGCUAAUCACCAAGCUACAAAUAAGGUGAAUUGAUGAAAAGAAGCAAUGAUACAUUACACAGGCUUUAGAAGAAAGUGGUACGAAUUCUGUAUAUGUGAUGAUGAGGCCAAGUACAGUGUAAAUUCACAGUCUGUUACGAAUUUGGGCUCAUUUAAGAAAAAGUUUCUGAAACAGAUAUGGAUUUUGAACAUAAUCCAGUUCUAAAGCCAUAGCCACUAUAUUAAUGAGUUAUUAAUGAGAAUUUUUCCCCACUUUAUGGUAUUUACAGGCAUGCACAUAUGUAAAUGUCUUGGCUGACAGUAUGUAUAAAUACAGAGUUAGACGAAUUAUACAGAAGCAGAAUAAUAUACUCCCUGAAUGUAGGAAUAUAUCUUAAAAGACUGGUUACUUUUAAAUAAAAAAUAAUGGAAUGAUUGUACCAUCGGCAGUACGUGAACAUAAUUUUUUUUAAGUCUAGAAGUACUAGCUUUAAUUCCUUCAGUGUCAAGUCAUUAGUUUGUUGGAACUGAUCUUUCCUAGGGGGUACUGCAGGUUUAAAAACUCGCUGAACAUUUCUGCUUUAUUGAAAAAUUCCCUUCAAGAGUUUCUUUUGUUAAUUAUGUAGUUCAUUUAAAAUGCCAAUAGAUGUCACAUUCUUCCAGAUACAGCAGAUGUAUAGGUCAGAGUACUUGACACUUGGCACUUAUAGGGUUAAAACGAAGUAAAGUAUUUGGCACAAUUUUUGUUGUGGGUGGGUGUUUUUGGAGCUCCAGAGUUCUGAAAUAUAUACAUAUAUGUCCAAAAUUAGAAAAGAUAUGAUAAUGUGCAAUAAUUGUAUAAAUUGCUGACAUAGCUGAUGGUUGUCAAAAUAUUAUAUUUUGUGUUAAUAUAGCUAAUUGGAGGUCAAAGAAGUACAAAUAUUUUUUCUCUCUGCUGUUCCUAACGUUAGCUUGCAAUGUUUUCUUCCAUGCUGUACACUAAACUUUGUUUGAUUAUUUAUCCAUAUAAAUAUUUAAAUGUUGUAGCCUUACCUAUAUUUUUAAGCAGCUUAGCUUAGCUUUUCAGUAUGCAGUGCCCUGCUUAAUAUGUUAUACUGUACCAAACCAAAUUGACCUCAAAUGUUUUAAGUUAUUAUAUCAUUUAAGUAUAAAUUGCAGGAAUUUAGUGGCUUCCAUGAUUUUGACAUAGGAAAAUUUCAUGUUUAUGCUUUUUGUAAGAAGACUAAAAAAAAGUAACCAAAUAAAUCUGUACAAAUAUUAUAUUUCUGGACAUCAUCCAUCGUCCUGUCCAAAAACAUAAUAUUUAUACUAAUGUACCAUCAUCACAAGCUUUUAGAUCUCAAAUUUUUUGUCUAAAACUGAAAAAGUGAAAUUCAUAAGCAUUUAAAAUUAAUUGAAAUGCAUAAUCUUUCAAUGAAAACUAAAGUGAAGAAGAAUAAAGGAGUAUAAAAAGCUUUUUAUUAUUAUUAUUAUUAUUAUGAUGCAAUAAGUCGCACAACCAAUCUGCCAUAUGCAGGGGGGGGGGAUCUGUGUGAGAAUGUAGCACGUAUAUUUCUCUUGGGGUUCUGUAAGAUUUUUUUUACCAGUAUAUCUUUUUAGUAAUAUGCUUGUAAAUGUGUUCAGAAAUUCAGGUUUUACAAGAUAGCAGGGCUCGUGAAUAUGGUCCCAAGACAGAAUUAAGCUUUGUGUAAAGAUUAAUGAUAUUUAAAGCAAUGCCAUUCGUUUUAUGCUUUUUCCUGUAACAUAAUCCAUUUUCUCUUGUAUAUAUUAAAAAAAAUAAUGUUUAAAACCAGCUAUGUCACUGCUACAGUAUUUUUCUAAAUUAUUUUAUUUAAUUGACUAAUAAAUUAACAAUUAUUCAGAUACAAUAUGUCUUCCUUGUGAAUUCAUUGUGCCAAAACGUCUAAUUUCAAAAUGUAGGCCUACAUUUUUAUGCUCUGUACCCCUCAAAAUUGUUCAUAUUCCGUUACUAUGUGUUCUUUCAUUUACUGCUUACUCAUUUUUCUCUCUCUUUUUUUUUUAUAAUUCCUUUAUUUCUUAACUGAAACUAAACAUUUUCUAAAGUUUUGUCGGAGCUUAUUAAUACCUCUCAUUGGUACUGUUUACAAUCCCAUUAUUAUGUCACUCAACAUCAUGUGGCAAGCUUGUAAUUUUGUAUAAUUUUGCUGUACAUAUUUUGAAAGCAUAAUUGCUAACUCUGCGAGAUGUGUCCCUGAGUGCUGAUAAUCUUUGUCUUUUGUGCCAUUAUUUCUUAAUGACAUAUUGUGAACAUGUAUUAUUUUUUCUCUACGAAGGAACUGUAGUCAUAUAAACAAAGGAUCUCAAAAAAUUGUAAUCAUACAUUUUAAAAGUGCUUAGAACAUAAAUAAAUAUAUAUAUAAAACCUAGUUACUGUUGAAUUGAAGAGAUUUUAGCUAGAAAUUUAAUGUGUUUUGGAGGAAGAUACUUCUGAACGAAUUUGUAAGAAAAAAUUAAAAUAUUUGGAUCUUCAUAAUUAAAAAGAGUUUUGUAUUGUUUGUUUUUGUGUCUAAAGAUAUGUAUUUUUGGAUAUCCAUUGCUGGGGAGGUGCUAGACUUUGUGGUGGAUCUUUAAGCAGUAAAAGUAACUUUAUAUGCUCUGGAGUAAAAUUUUAUAAAUCUUAGAAACCCUGUUUUUAAGUACAUAACCUGAUAUUCUUUUGUUUAUGUUACUAGUAUUUCAGUGCAGAAAACAAUUUCCUUUCUCGAUUUUUAAUAUUAUUAUUCUCUGUUAACUAGGCUUAAUACAGAUACAACUAAACUGAAUUUGUAUUUAGUUUACAGUUCAUGAAAACACAUUAAACGUUUUCAGGGUUUCCUUCAGUGAUGUUAGACAAAAUGGCCAGGAUCAGUAUACUGUCAUUGUAGUAAUGGCACAGGUUUUGUUUUUUGCAUUUACUAAAAUAAAGCUUAAAUAAAUGGCAUUUAAUUUGGUGUAGAUAAGUUACUUGCUUCUGAAUGUACAGAAACUAAUUCUGCCAUUUUGUUCUAGACAAGAUACGACUGUAAUUUGUUUUCUGUAGAAAUCAGAAGACUGUGAUACAACAAAAAGUCACUGCAUGUGACAGAUAUAUCAGAAUAAAUCUUCAUUUUCUUUAAGACAUA
Cryptotermes secundus is the source of this 5463-nucleotide messenger RNA. Its product is annotated as meteorin-like protein. NCBI's taxonomy places the organism in Eukaryota, Metazoa, Arthropoda, Insecta, Blattodea, Kalotermitidae. Gene Ontology annotation, molecular function: hormone activity. The record is from RefSeq and is a predicted model, not a curated record. The transcript is spliced from 4 exons. The coding region runs from base 321 to 1403 and encodes 360 amino acids.